AUGAUGAGUGACGCAAGUGACAUGCUGGCUGCAGCUUUGGAACAGAUGGACGGCAUUAUAGCAGGUUCCAAGGCUUUGGAGUAUUCCAAUGGUAUAUUUGAUUGUCAGUCCCCUACCUCCCCAUUCAUGGGGAGCCUGCGAGCACUGCACCUUGUGGAGGAUUUGCGUGGUUUAUUAGAGAUGAUGGAAGCGGACGAAAAAGAAGGACUGCGAUGUCAGGUCCCAGAUUCAACAGCAGAAGCUUUGAUUGAAUGGCUCCAAAGCCAAAUGACUAAUGGACAUAUAUCUGGUAAUGAAGAUGUAUAUCAAGAAAGGCUAGCGCGUCUGGAAAAUGACAAGGAAUCUCUUGUUCUGCAAGUAAGUGUACUUACUGACCAGGUGGAAGCACAAGGAGAAAAGAUUCGAGAUUUAGAGUUCUGCCUAGAGGAGCACAGGGAGAAGCUGAAUGCCACAGAAGAGAUGCUGCAGCAGGAACUUCUGAGUAGAACAUCCCUUGAAACUCAGAAAUUGAACCUUAUGGCAGAAAUUUCCAAUUUGAAGCUGAAUCUAACCGCUGUAGAGAAGGACCGAUUAGACUACGAAGACAGAUACGGAGACACAGAGGGUUUGAUGCAGGAAAUCAAUGAAUUACGGUUAAGAGUGGGAGAGAUGGAUAAUGAAAGACUUCAGUACGAGAAGAAGCUUAAAUCCACCAAAGAUGAACUGGCAUCUUUGAAAGAGAAAUUGGAACAGAAGGAAGCAGAAGUAAGAAAGUUACAAGAAAAACUGGUGUGCAAGAUGAAAGGAGAAGAAGUUGAAAUAACGGACAGAGAUGAAAAUUGUAAAAAGAAGCUCAAAGACAAAAAUAUAGAGGUACAGAAAAUGAAGAAGGCUGUGGAGUCUCUAAUGGCAGCUAAUGAAGAAAAGGAUCGGAAGAUAGAAGAGCUGCGACAAUCCCUGAAUCGGUAUAAGAAAGUGCAAGACAUGGUAAUAUUGGCUCAGGGGAAAAAAGGCAAAGAAGGCGAAUGUGAAGAAUUUUUAAAUUCAGGAUCUGUUUCAGCGGUUUUAUUGGACAUGCAGAGUUUAACUGAUCAAGAGAAAAGCCCAUCUCCUGUCCCAGUAAUCAGCUCUCCAAGCCAUGAAGAGUUUAACACUACUGUUCCCGAAGAGAACUCACUACAAAUUCACACCAGCAUCUUGCAAGUUUCAAUCCCCGCUUUUCCACCAGCACCCGAAAGCCCAGAAGCAGCUACCGAAAAAGUAAAAGCACAGCCUAAACCAGAAGUUGCAAGUGAAGUGAGUGAAGGGACAACAUCAUGUUCCUCCGUAGAAACACAGCCAUGUGACAGUCCAUUAAUGUCAGCCCUGCAAAAAUCCAGCAGUCUGGGCAAUUUGAAGGAAGAGGCAUCAGAAGUGGACAAAGAACCUGUACAGAAACCAGCAGAGACUAAAGCUCCCAUGGAAGGUAACAAGUGUGGAACCCUUCCUCCAAAAUCCCCAAGCCAUAGUGGUACCGGAGAUGAGGACAGUUUUGGUACCCGAAAAGCCAGAUCUUCAUUUGGACGAGGCUUUUUCAAGAUAAAAAAUAACAAGAGGACAGCAAGUGCACCUAAUUUGGAUCGCAGUCGAAGUGCAAGUGCACCUACGUUAGCUGAAACAGAAAAGGGAUCUGCAGAUCACUUGGACCUAGCUGGUUUGCCCCCUCGACCGAAAGAAACUGAUAGUGGGCAGCUGUCUCCCUCUUCUCCAGACUCCAAGAAGAAAGCCAGAGGAAUCAAGAAACUAUUUGGAAGGCUUAAAAGGAGCCAGUCUACCACAUUUAACCCGGAUGAUAUGUCUGAGGCAGAGUUCAAAAGAGGAGGGACAAGAGCGACUGCAGGACCAAGACUGGGCUGGUCUCGAGAUCUUGGGCAGUCUAACAGUGACCUGGAUAUGCCAUUUGCUAAAUGGACAAAGGAGCAAGUUUGCAACUGGCUCCAGGGCCAGGGUUUAGGUUCAUACAUGAAUCAUGGCAAACACUGGAUACUGUCUGGGCAGACUCUCUUGCAAGCUUCUCAGCAGGAUCUGGAAAAGGAACUUGGAAUAAAGCAUCCACUGCAUCGGAAGAAACUUCAGCUCGCUCUUCAGGCCCUGGGGUCAGAAGAAGAAAACAAUCAUGGAAAACUGGAUUACAACUGGGUUACCAGGUGGUUGGAUGAUAUUGGACUUCCCCAGUAUAAGACUCAAUUUGAUGAAGGAAGGGUGGAUGGUCGAAUGCUCCAUUACAUGAGCGUUGAUGACUUGCUGUCCUUGAAAGUUGUUAGUGUCCUUCACCAUCUUAGCAUUAAAAGAGCCAUCCAGGUCCUGAGAAUAAAUAACUUUGAACCCAACUGUCUGCGCAGGAGGCCGUCUGAUGAGAACAACAUCACCCCAUCAGAGGUUACUCAGUGGACCAAUCACCGUGUAAUGGAGUGGUUACGCUCAGUUGACCUAGCAGAAUAUGCACCUAAUUUGAGAGGGAGUGGUGUGCAUGGUGGACUUAUGGUCUUGGAACCUCGUUUUAAUGUGGAAACCAUGGCACAGUUGCUGAACAUCCCACCAAACAAGACACUGCUGAGACGCCAUUUGGCAACCCAUUUCAAUUUACUGGUUGGUCAGGAUGCCCAACAUCAAAAGCGUGAAGCCAUGGAAUCUCCAGACUAUGUCCUUUUAACUGCUACUGCCAAAGUGAAGCCAAAAAAGCUUGCCUUCAGCAAUUUUGGAAGUCUGAGGAAGAAGAAGCAGGAUGAUGUGGAAGAGUAUGUGUGCCCGAUGGAACUGGGACAGGCAUCUGGAAGUGGAUCUAAGAAAGGAUUUAAGGCUGGCUUGGAUAUCCGAGUGUAUGACGAUGAUGAUUUGGAUAGACUGGAGCAGAUGGAAGAUUCAGAAGGGACAGUGAGGCAAAUAGGAGCAUUCUCUGAAGGCAUCAACAACUUGACACACAUGUUAAAAGAAGACGAAAUGUUUAAAGACUUUGCUACUUGCUCUCCUAGCGCCAGUAUAACAGAUGAAGAUUCAAAUGUGUGA
Molecule: messenger RNA, 3024 nt
Organism: Emys orbicularis (European pond turtle)
Lineage: Eukaryota; Metazoa; Chordata; Testudines; Emydidae
Gene: PPFIBP1
Product: PPFIA binding protein 1
Exons: 28
Coding region: 1-3024 (1007 amino acids)
Biological process (GO): neuromuscular junction development
Cellular component (GO): presynaptic active zone
Molecular function (GO): protein binding
Source: RefSeq, a predicted model, not a curated record